AUGGGCGGCUGUCAAGCUGCCCUCAUAGUUGGCCUUGGAAUUCUCAAACACCGAGGUGUUGACUGGCCAAUGACGGUCAUGGCUGUGCUGUCCGCUAGUCUGCUUGCCGCAGGUGUGCUGAGCCAUUACUGGGACAUCUGGGUUCAUCGCACUGUCCGAGGGAUAUCGUUUCUGUUUGUCGGAAUCGACGCCGCCGGAGAUUUGUUCUCCUUGAUAUCCGUCUUCUUCCAGCCCAAGCUGGACGUUUUGGGCAUGGUGAUAUAUGGAACAGAACUUGCACUGUGGCUCGGGGUCUUUGCGUGUGGAGGCUACUACAAUUUCCUUCCAUGGGCACGAAAGAAGUGGCUUUCCCAGCAUGGCUCACCAGAAGAAUCUGAAAAUGCCGAACCUGAAGAUGUGAAUACAGCCAGUGGGAGCAUUUAUAUACGGGAUGUGCCGCCAUCGACCUCUGUUUUCAGGACAGUAUCAGCAGCCUUUGAAGGCUUACGUUCAAGAACUAUGGCACCAGGGGGGAGGGGGGCGAGACAGUGA
This is a messenger RNA of Metarhizium acridum CQMa 102, 531 nucleotides long. RefSeq lists its product as uncharacterized. The record is from RefSeq and is a predicted model, not a curated record. Gene Ontology annotation, cellular component: membrane. NCBI's taxonomy places the organism in Eukaryota, Fungi, Ascomycota, Sordariomycetes, Hypocreales, Clavicipitaceae.